CACAGACACUCAAAAAACGUUUGUUACUGAACAACCAAUCGCGGUAAAUUGCUGGGGAGUGGCGUUGUUCUGUAAAAGGUCAAUGAUUUUUUUUUGUCACGUCAGUGGUCAAUUUGAUAUAUUUCCGCAAAAGCCCCUUCGUGUGCUUUCAGUUUCACUGCUCAGAUUCUCCUGUUUGACUGAUGAAAGCUUCCAAAAAUGGAACACCAGCCCCUUGCGAGCGGCAGUCAAAGUAAUAAGUAUGGAGUGGCGAACCCAUGUUAUGCCCCAGCAGCGGCAGGGACUGCAGCUAUGUUGGGUCCACCCACCGCUGAAUCCUACGGCCCGAGUGCUCCGCCGGCCACCAUGUUUGACAGCAUGCCGGGAUAUGAAGGAACAGUAGCGGGUGGAGGGGGAUUUUUGCCACCCCCCAUGCCUGCUUACCCAGGUCCUCAGCCUACACCUGGACCAGAACAGCCAAAUUGGAACAUCCCAUCUAUAUCUGAAGAUACUGCACGGGAGGCCUUCAUGCUUUUUGCCUCUAGCAAAUGCUGCUACAGCUCUGCUCCUGCAAAAGAUGGCGUGAUCACCAACAUGGAGGCCUUCAAUACAUAUAGGUAUCGCCUAGAGACAUUUACUGAAUCGCGAUCUACAGAAUGGAGCAAUGAACCAUACUCUGGCCAAACAGUGGAUGCCUAUGCACAGCCACCUCCGGGGCCUUGGGAUAUUCCUGCAAACUUACCCAGUUUAUUUGUGGAAGGGAGGCAGUGCAUCAAAGUUCCAUACACGUCAUCUGUGAAGAACUGCCACAGCUGCGUGGGAAUGGGGAGAAAACCUUGCAAAGACUGUGUUGGAGCUGGUAACAAACUCUGUUGGGUGUGCAAUGGAUCUGGAUUCCGCAUUGGAGAUGACAGAUGUUACCACUGCAAUGGCAGAGGCAGAGAGACUUGCAAUGACUGUAAUGGGCAAGGAUCCAGGAUGUGUGAGAUUUGCAAUGGAAAACAGCAGCUUCUUGUCUUCAUCAACCUCACUGUGAAAUGGACUAACAACACUGAUGAUUAUGUUGUGGAACAGCGCAGUGGACUUCAGAUGGAAAAUCUUCGUGAAGUGUCUGGCAAGGAGCUUUUCAAAGACUCCCAACCCAUGGUGUACCCUGUGAUGGGCUUUCCAGAUCCCACUGUGGUACAGGCUUCCCAGCGUCUUGUCAGUGAACACCAGGGAAAAUAUUUUAAGACAUCUCGCGUUUUGCGGCAGCGCCAAACCAUCGAGCUGAUCCCUGUCACAAAAGUCACCUACACAUGGAAAGGGGAAUCCCACAUUUAUUUUGUUUAUGGAAAUGAGUUCAAAGUCAGUGCGGAUAAUUAUCCUGCUACCUGUUGUUGCUCUGUAAUGUAAUUGUGGGAGCAGAUGAUGAGCUCUGUUUUAGCAAUCAAAGCCACAGGAUGUGUGGGUCAGUAAAACUGACUGAAAUCACUUACCCAUAUAUAAGUUGGAAAUUACGGUGGAAAUCAAAGCAUAAAGGGAAAAUAUGGGACAAAUGGAGGAAAAAAAUGAGACUUUUAUCAAUUUAACCUUUUGACUAAAUCAAUCUCCAAUUAUGAUUUUAAUAAUUAUUAUAUUUCAAUAAUUAUUAUAUUUGAAUAAUUACACAUUAAAUGCAUUUGUAUUUUAUGUUGACUAUAUUUUUCAUAAAAAAUGCUAAUAAACGAGUUUUAUUUUUUCGAA
Oryzias latipes (Japanese medaka) is the source of this 1704-nucleotide messenger RNA. Its product is annotated as protein SSUH2 homolog. The record is from RefSeq and is a predicted model, not a curated record. Lineage: Eukaryota; Metazoa; Chordata; Actinopteri; Beloniformes; Adrianichthyidae.